This is a messenger RNA of Solanum tuberosum (potato), 551 nucleotides long. Its product is annotated as beta-D-glucosyl crocetin beta-1,6-glucosyltransferase-like. The record is from RefSeq and is a predicted model, not a curated record. The transcript is spliced from 2 exons. NCBI's taxonomy places the organism in Eukaryota, Viridiplantae, Streptophyta, Magnoliopsida, Solanales, Solanaceae. The annotation marks the transcript as partial.
AUGGCUAAACAAGUUACAGAGCCUCUUAGUACUUUGAGGGUACUGAUGUUCCCAUUUUUGGCUUAUGGACACAUCUCUCCAUUUCUAAACGUAGCUAAGAAACUCGCGGACAGAGGAUUCUUGAUUUACUUCUGUUCAACUCCGAUAAAUCUCAAAUCCACCAUCAAGAAAAUCCCCGAAAAGUAUGCUGAUUUGAUUCAGCUUAUCGAACUUCACUUACCAGAAUUACCCGAACUUCCUCCUCAUUACCAUACUACCAAUGGUCUCCCACCCAAUCUCAAUCACAUCCUUCAAAAAAGCCCUGAAAAUCAAUGGGCUGAACAUGUCGCGAAUGAACAGAGCAUUCCAGCAGUUAAGCUUAUAACUUCGGGUGCAUCUGUGUUUUCGUAUUUUUUCAACAUACUGAGGAAACCGGAGGUUGAAUUCCCUUUCCCUGCUAUUUAUCUCAGGAAAAUUGAGCAAGUAAGAUUGAGUGAAAUGGUGGCGAAAUCUAAUAAAUCGAAAGAACCUGAUGAUGGAGAUCGUCUAGCUGAGGGAAAUAUGCAAAUCAU